This is a messenger RNA of Emiliania huxleyi CCMP1516, 1391 nucleotides long. Its product is annotated as von Willebrand factor type A domain-containing protein. Lineage: Eukaryota; Haptophyta; Isochrysidales; Noelaerhabdaceae. The record is from RefSeq and is a predicted model, not a curated record. Bases 20 to 1003 code for a protein of 327 amino acids. The transcript is spliced from 2 exons.
CCUGGACACGUCCUUCCACAUGGACGGCAUGAACCUCUUUGCUCGGCCCGACGCCACGAUCCCGACGGUCGCUCGCCCCGACGCCACGAUCCCGACGGGUGUGCCAGUUGCCGUCGCCGAGUCUGUCUCGACGGCUGCAGACGUCACCGCGAUGCCGCAGCUCCAGCUGCACGUUACGGCGGAGAAGGGUGCCGUCGCGGCCAGCGCCGAGCGCAUGCUCGCCAUGUGCUCGAUCAAGGCUCCGCCCGCGCUGGACGAUGUCAAGCGCCCCCCGAUCGAUCUUGUCGCAUGCAUCGACCGCAGCGGCAGCAUGCACGGCGAGAAGAUGUCGCUAAUGAAGAAAACGCUCGAGCUGCUCGUCAAGCGCGCAGGGCUCAAGGGCGACGACCGCAUCUCGCUCGUGACCUUCGACAGCAACAUCAGGCUCGACCUUCCUCUCACGUCGAUGGACGAGUCCGGCCGCAACAAGGCUGACGGCGUGAUCAAGGGACUGCACCCGGGCUCGACGACCAACCUCUCCGGUGGCGCGCUGCAGGCGAUCGAAGUGCUCGAGCGCUCGGGCGCAAGCAAGGAGGGCCGCACCCGCGCAGUAAUGCUCUUUACGGACGGCAUGGCCAACGAAGGUCUCCGCGACCCCGCGCAGCUCACGCGCGCCGUCGCCGGCGCGAUCGCCACGGCGUCGGCCAAGUGCGGCGGGCCGAUCUCGCUGUACACCUUCGGCUUCGGCGCCGACCACAACGAGGCCUGCCUGCGCAAUCUCGCGACCGGCUCGGGCUCGAGCGGCCUCUACUACUACAUCAAGACGCCCGAUGACAUCCCGACCGCCUUCGCCGACGCGCUCGGCGGGCUGACGAGCGUCGUAGCGCAGAACGUCAAGCUGAGCCUCGAUGCGGUCGGCACGGGCGCGUACACGUCGGGCGCGAAGCGCAAGGCCGCGCUCAAGUCCUCGUGGGCCUCCUCGUUCAAGAGCGGCAUCAACGAGAACGACUCGGACUCGGACUGAGAUCGAGUCACGAGUGUUGGUGCGGACGAGCCAUGCCACGGCGUCUCUAGCAGGCUCCUGUCUGCGCUCCUCGACACAUGGUCGGCGCCGAUGCCGCGUAAGAUCUCGCGCACUGAGAGCUGCUUCCAGAUUAGAUUGAAUGGAUAUACCCGACUAUUUGAGCCGUGUAUCUUGAGACUCGACUAGUGUCUGUACAGUGCUCAGUGGAGUGCGCAUGGUGCAUGACUGCUCACUCUACACGCCGGGGUUGUUGUAGCGCCGGUGCUGUGAGGGGCACUACCGUAGGUCAUGGCCAUAGCCUUGAGAAAGGGGGAUCGCGCCUCCCAAGUACAAAAAACAAGAGUGGAGGACUGUGCAUCUCGCACAUCUUGAUGAAGCUAAGAGAGAA